UAAGAACCAAAGUGAUAUGUGAAAUGAGCUAAUACGGAUUUGGAUCCAUGUCUACAGGGUGGAUUAGCGAGGGCCUGGACCUGUGGCAGAUGGGCAGCACCCCGAUCCAGCUCACCAAGAUCAAACUGGGGAAGCUCCAGAUUGUUCGCCGACGCUUGCUCCAGCGCUAUGAGUACCAGCCUUUCCUCUCCUGCCUAGCAGGACUCUACGGCUGUCAGUGGAGACGUUACCAACGCACCCGGAUCCUGCCUGGAGAAUUCUGCUGCAGCAAGUUUGAGUUAUUCUGCUUUGGAAUUCUGGUCUCGACAUUUGGCCUGGCUUUUGUACUCCUUUACUUUUGGGGGGAAGCCAAGAACGACUACAAUGAUUUUGAUUGGAAUUUUUAUAGCGGCAAGUGGAUUCCCUGGUCUAUAGUGGUCCUUGGGGUGACAGCCACAUUUUUUACAUACAUCGCUAUUUUACUGGUCCUGGCGAUAUGUUUACUCAGUGAAGGUCAACGUCUGCACCUAUUCUGGGGUCACAAGAUUGGGAUUGUUCUGGUAUUAGCUGUGUGUGCUGUUGCAAUUGGUUUCUUGUACAAUCAGUGGCAUGAAGAAUGGAAUACAUUCACCCUCUCCUUUCAGGUCACUGCUCCAUACCUGCACAUUGGAGCUGUAGCAGCAAUGACCGUCCUUUCCUGGCCAGUGGCUCAACACUUUGCCAGGAUGAAUAGAAAAGUUCCCAGAGCCAUCAUUUUGGGUCUAUAUUCUGCUGUUCUCCUUUUCCUCUACCUGGUGCCACUCGGUAUGUAUUCUCCCUGCAUCAAAGAGAAGGGGACCCUGGGGCCAAAACCAGCUAUUAUUGGACACAGAGGAGCACCAAUGUUAGCACCAGAAAACACAUUGAUGUCAUUUGAGAAGACGAUAGAACAUGGAGCAGAUGGUCUAGAGACUGAUGUCACCAUUAGUUGGGAUGGAGUGCCGUUCCUCAUGCACGACCAAACGCUGAGAAGGACCACCAACAUUGAAGAGGUGUUUCCAAGCAACAAGACCAAGAAUGCGGCCUCCUUUAUUUGGAAUGAACUGGCAGAACUGAAUGCAGGGAAAUGGUUUCUCCAGGACAACCCUUUCGGAACGAAACAUUUGUUGUCACGUGAGGACAGGGAGAAGGCCAACAGGCAGUCAAUCUGUCAGCUCAGUGAACUCCUCAAGCUGGCUGCUACCCAUGGGAAAUCGGUCAUCUUUGACCUGUUCAGGCCCCCCCACAAGCACCCGUACCGAAACAGCUUCAUACACCAGACUGUCACCACCAUCCAGAGGUCUGGGAUCAACGAGAGCUUGGUUCUCUGGCUGCCCAACGCUAUGAGAUCAUUUGUGCAGCAGAUGAUGCCUGGAUUUGUGCAUAUUCACGGGGGAAAGAAGCCCAUCAAAGAGUUACAGGAGGACAAAAUUGACGAACUUAACAUACGCUACAGUGAGAUUUCCAGCCAAGAGAUCAGAAUGUAUGCAGCUGCCAACAUCAGCACAAACCUCUAUGUCGUGAGCGAAUUGUGGCUCUUUUCUUUGGUAUGGUGCUCCGGUGCCCAUUCCGUCAUCACCAACGCUCCUCAGCAGCUGAAGGAACUCCACUGGCCCUGGUUUCUAAUGACCCCUUCUCAGUACAGAACGAUGUGGAUUUCAGCAGAUGUUGUAUCAAUCGCAUUGAUCCUAAUAAUAUUCACCUUCAAUUGGUGGAGAGAAAACGGAUUGCCAUGCUUUCCAACUGAGAGAAGUGGCAGUGAUAACCUGGUUUACAGCAAGUUCCAAACAGAUCAAUUUCACCACACCAUGCGGAGUCUGAUUGUGAAAAUUCAACCCUGCCUUUCAGAAAUGAACAACGUCUGGUCCAUUUCCAGAGAAGCCAACAGCUGCGAUGACAGAACGUCGAACACAACUCCUACAGCAGAAGCCAUUGGCCUUGCCUGACCAGCAGUUAGAAAAUAAAUGGAAGGUGUUGUCAGGGUGUAGUUGCGGGGGUGGAGAUAGCAGUGGGAGAGAGGAGGAAUGGUAACAUCCCACCCCCCCCCCCCCCACACAUACACACAAAUGGAAAAAGUGACAUCCAUUUGCAUCCUUUCCCCAGCAUCGCUGGCUUUGGGAGUCCACUAACUGGAAGUUCCCUCAUUGUACUCGGGCAGAUCAAGGACCCACUGAAUUGAUCUUGUGAUUCAAUUCACUCGCGAUAAGUGGGUCACUGACAGGGCUGACAUCAUUCGUUCAUCUCUUAAGUGGCUAGUGAGAAAAUGGCACACUAGGCGAGGGAUUGGCCGACCACGCCACUUGGAGGGGCAGCAAAGAGUCAGCCGUGUCGGGGGUGGGGGGAAGCCCUUCCAUCUCCACUCGAUCUUCAGCAGCCGCAGUCAAACCCUGGAACUUUCUGCACUAACUUUGUGACUUGUGUUUGAUCUUAAUAGCUACGUGCAAAUGUGGAGGGGAGCUUGGUGGGAGGGGGGAAGAGAAUGGAAGCAGUGACUUUAGUGUUUUAUUUAAGAAUAAAAUGAAAAGUCGA
Molecule: messenger RNA, 2526 nt
Organism: Rhincodon typus (whale shark)
Lineage: Eukaryota; Metazoa; Chordata; Chondrichthyes; Orectolobiformes; Rhincodontidae
Gene: gdpd4a
Product: glycerophosphodiester phosphodiesterase domain containing 4a
Exons: 16
Coding region: 48-1943 (631 amino acids)
Biological process (GO): lipid metabolic process
Cellular component (GO): membrane
Molecular function (GO): glycerophosphodiester phosphodiesterase activity
Source: RefSeq, a predicted model, not a curated record